Messenger RNA from Oncorhynchus kisutch (coho salmon), 7070 nucleotides. RefSeq names its product phosphatidylinositol 4-phosphate 3-kinase C2 domain-containing subunit alpha. Gene Ontology annotation, molecular function: 1-phosphatidylinositol-4-phosphate 3-kinase activity; 1-phosphatidylinositol-3-kinase activity; phosphatidylinositol binding. The transcript has 33 exons. Gene Ontology annotation, biological process: phosphatidylinositol-3-phosphate biosynthetic process; phosphatidylinositol 3-kinase/protein kinase B signal transduction; phosphatidylinositol-mediated signaling. Bases 187 to 5331 code for a protein of 1714 amino acids. Gene Ontology annotation, cellular component: cytoplasm; phosphatidylinositol 3-kinase complex; plasma membrane. The record is from RefSeq and is a predicted model, not a curated record. Lineage: Eukaryota; Metazoa; Chordata; Actinopteri; Salmoniformes; Salmonidae.
UACCUCAACAGGAACUGACGUUGUGUCUGCGCGAGCGAGUGGAUGGAUAAAAAUUGCAGCUUCAGAAAAAUGGCUACAAACAUCGUACCGCUAAAAGGUGUUUGAAUAAACAAAUCUCCCGUCUGACCCAUUUGUCACCCGUGCUGACUACAAACUCGACUUACAUGGCACCCUCAAAUUGACAUCAUGGCCCAGAUAUCCAGUGGUAAUGGGUUCAAGCUGGACGUGACCCAGCCCAUGGGGGUUGUGGGUAAGGAGGAGGCCCUUCGCAUGGAAGCGGAGGCCUUAGCGAAACUACAAAGGGAGAAGAGACACACGCUCCCGGCGACCCCCACCACUGCCGCUCCAAGGCCCACUCCUUCCUCCAGCAGCCGACCAGAGAAGGACCUCAUAGUCUUCCCCGAUACCAAGAAGCAGGCGGAGAAGGACAAGUUCCAGGACAUCGAUGUAGACAAGCUGACCAAUGAGGAGCUGGAGAAGCUCCUGCUGGACGACAGCUUCGGGGCCAACAGCGGCAAGGCCUCACGGCCCUCCUCGCUGCUGGGAUUCAACCUCAGCGCCUCCUACCCGGGGGGCCAAGCUACCUCUCCCUUCCCCAACGGCCAGUGGACGCCUUCCAUCCUCUCCACCCCCUCCGGCUCCGGCGUGUCCACACCAACCCACCAUCAGGCUCCCAUGUUCCCCUCUGCUCCGUUCCCCAAGCCCCAGACCUGCUCCUUCCAGAAUGGCUUUUCUCCAGCCAUGCCGCCCUACAUGGGCUUGCCUGGCCCGCAGACCUCCUUCAUGGCCUUCACUCCUAUCCAGCAGCCCGGAGCCAUGGUGUUCCAUCAGCCCACUGUCACACCGGAGAUGGCCAAGCUCUUCCACAAGAUCCACAGCACCUCGGAAUACUUGAAGAACGGCAGGUCAGCCAGUACUGACCUGGAUGCUGCACCGACCUGUGCCGUGUCGCUGGCGCCCAACCCACCGCCAUCUGCCGUGGAACCACUUGCCGUCAGCCGCUUCGAGUGGCUGGACCUGGACCCGCUCAACAGGUGCAAAGCUGAGGGUGAUGAGGGCACCUCACCGGCACCGAGCGGCAACGUGACUGUAGUGGGAGGGCCAGCCGGCGGGGACCCCUGGGACGCCGUGCUGCUAGAUGAGACUGAGGGAGGGGCUGGCGGCAGCAGUCCACCAACUGAGGUGAAGGGUCAUCUCGCAUGCCGCUCUCAGCCUCGGCAGUUGUCGGUAGGGGUGGGGGUCACCAGGAGCCACUCCCUCACCAUCCCAGAAUCCGCUUCCCAGCACAAGCCAAACAAUCAGCACGAUAAGAGACCUGUGAGAGUACUGUACACCGCCCUGGAGGAGAAGGAAGCCCAGAACCUAGAAGUUGUAGCCUUCUGUGAAGACGUAGCAACCCUGAGGUCAAAGUUCACCCAUGAUGACCUCCACACCAACCCGGGGUAUGUGCUGAGUGCAGUCAUCCCUCAGAGGGAUGGGGGCGGGGACAAUGGCUGUAGCGUCAAGGUGUCCAUCGAGAUCUCAGAGUCCCAGGAGCCUGUCACCUUCACCUGCGACGUGAGUUCUCCUGUGGAACUCCUCAUCAUGCAGGCCCUAUGUUGGGUUCAUGACGACCUCAACCAGGUGGAUAUUGGCAGCUACGUCCUCAAGGUCUGCGGCCAGGAGGAGGUGCUGCAAAAUAAACACAGCCUGGGCAGCCACGAGUAUGUACAGAGCUGCAGGAAGUGGGAAGCAGAGAUCAAGCUCCAGCUGCUCUCCCAGAGCACCAUGAGAAGGGAUCUGGCACGAUCGGCGGAAGAUGACUCCUCUCCGGUGGACUUGGAGAGGCACCUGAGCCAAGUGGAGAGGCUGUUUAAGGAAAAGGUCACCAGGCAAGGCCUGGCCGACUAUCUGGAAGGCUAUCACAAUCAAGUCAACAUCUGCCUGCAGAAUGAGAGUACCCAGUAUAAGACUGUGGAUGGGGUGGUUCAGAUGGUGAAGAACCUGUGCUGUGCCCUGGAUGAGGUAGAGACCCAGGCCAUCACGGAGGCAGUCAAGAAAGUCAAACGCUCAGUAAACCUCCCCAGGACACGCUCGCCAGAGGUGGGCUCCAAAUCCUUAGGUGGCUCUGCAAAUGGUCACCUCAGCCCCGUAGAGGAGAGCAUGUGCUUCCUGACAGAUGCCGUCUAUGACCUGGCCAAGCUCUACCUGCGCUCCUUCUGCCCCGCCUCCUCUUCCUCUAGCUCCUCCCCUGACUCCUCCUUAUCCAUCUCCCAGCAUGCCGAGGGGGAGUCUCUUGUGGAGGGGCGUAGCUGUAAGGAGGCCUCGGGCACCACUGACCACCUGCAGUUCACCCUGUUCGCCAUGCAUGGCAUCCCUGCCGCUUGGGUCAGCAGCUAUGAGAAGUACUACCUGAUGUGUGCUCUGACACACAAUGGCCGGAACCUGUUCAAGCCUAUCCAGUCCAAGAAAGUCGGCACCUACAAGAGCUUCUUCUACCACAUCAAAUGGGACGAACUGAUCAACUUCCCAAUGGCGGUGGCCCUGCUUCCAUUGGAGUCCAUGCUGACUCUCUCUCUCUUCGGGGUUCUGAACCAGAACGUCAGUGGCUCCCCAGACUCCAACAAACAACGCAAAGGACCAGAGCUGCUGGGCAAAGUCUCCCUGCCCCUAUUUGACUUUCGACGGGUGCUGAUGAGUGGGACCAAGCUGCUGUGUCUGUGGACGUCUCCUCAGCCUUCCUCUGCUGCAGCCGGGAGCCGGAGGAAGAACCUGGCUGAGAGGAUCAUACUGCAGGUGGACUUCCCCAGUCCAGCGGUGGAUGUGCUGUACGUGGGACCCCAGGAGAGACCCAGCCCUGAUCCAAACACCCUGGAGGAGCUUGACCCUGACCUGCGUCGCCAGGUGGACAAACUCUGCAGCCGAGCCUCCACCUUCGGGUUGACGCGGGCCGACCGCCAGCUGCUGUGGGAUCAGCGGCAUCACUGCCGGGCCCACACCCAUAGCCUGCCCAAGGUGCUGGCCAGCGCCCCCAGCUGGGACUGGGGCAGCAUGGCUGAGAUCCACUCCCUCCUCCAUCACUGGCCCUCGCUUCAACCAGUCUGUGCCCUGGAGCUGCUUCACUCUAAGUUUGCUGACACAGAGGUGAGGAGUGUGGCUGUCGGCUGGAUCGAAUCCAGCAGUGAUGACGAAUUGGCCGACUACCUGCCUCAGCUAGUGCAGGCCCUGAAGUUUGAGUGUCACCUAAAGAAUGCCUUGGUCAUGUUCCUACUGUCCAGAGCACAGGGCAACGUCAGUAUCGCCCACUACCUGUACUGGCUACUGAGAGAUGCAGUUCUAGACCCUGCGUUUGGCCGGAGGUACGACCAAGUGCUGGGGUCCCUGCUGUGUCUGUGUGGGGCCGGCCUCCGGGAUGAGCUGGACAAACAGACCCGCCUGGUCACUCUGCUGGGGGAGCUGGCCGAGAAGGUCCGGCAGGCCGGGGGCUCCACACGACAGGUGGUGCUCCAGGAGGGUCUGGAGAGGAUGCAGUCAUUCUUCCAGAAGAACAGCUGCAGGCUGCCCCUCAGCCCCAGCCUGGAGGCCAAACAACUCAAUAUCAAGUCGUGCUCCUUUUUCAACUCCAACGCGGUGCCCUUGAAGCUGGCCCUGGUGAACUCCGACCCUCUGGGAGAGGAGAUCAACGUCAUGUUCAAGGUGGGAGAGGACCUGAGGCAGGACAUGCUGGCUCUGCAGAUGAUCCGGGUCAUGGACCGCAUCUGGCUUCAGGAGGGACUGGACCUGCGCAUCGUCAACUUCAAAUGCAUUUCCACCGGGAAAGACAACGGAAUGGUGGAGCUGGUGCCGUCCUCCGACACCCUGAGGAAGAUCCAGGCGGAGUACGGAGUGACGGGCUCCUUUAAGGACAAGCCCCUGGCGGAGUGGCUCCGCAAGUACAACCCCGCUGAGGACGAGUACGACAAGGCUUCGGAGAACUUCAUCUACUCGUGUGCGGGCUGCUGCGUGGCCACCUACGUGCUGGGUAUCUGCGACCGCCACAACGACAACAUCAUGCUGCGUUCCACCGGUCACAUGUUCCACAUCGACUUUGGCAAGUUUCUGGGCCACGCCCAGAUGUUCGGCAGCUUCAAAAGGGACCGUGCUCCAUUCGUGCUUACCUCUGACAUGGCCUACGUGAUCAACGGGGGAGAGAGGCCCACCAGUCGCUUCCAGCUGUUUGUGGACCUGUGCUCCCAGGCCUACAACCUCAUCCGCAAACACUCAGGCCUCAUCCUCAACCUGCUCUCCCUGAUGACGUUGUCAGGCCUACCAGAGCUGACGGGAAAUCAGGACCUGAAGUAUGUAUACGACGCUCUGCAGCCCCAGACCACCGACGCAGAGGCCACCAUCUUCUUCACCAGGUUGAUCGAAUCCAGCCUGGGCAGCGUGGCCACCAAGUUCAACUUCUUCAUCCACAACCUGGCCCAGCUGCGCUUCUCUGGCCUACCGUCCAACGACGAGCCCAUCCUGUCCUUCUCCCCCAAGACCUACACGCUGAAGCAGGAGGGGCGCAUCCGCGAUGCCUCCAUCUUCUCCUUCCAGAAGAGAUACAACCCCGACAAGCACUACACGUACGUGGUGAGGCUCCUACGCGAGGGGCAGAGCGAGGCCCAGUUUCUCUUCCGCACCUUCGAUGAGUUCCAGGAGCUCCACAACAAGCUGUGCAUCCUCUUCCCUCUGUGGAAGCUGCCAGGGUUCCCUAAUAGGAUGGUGCUGGGCCGUACCCACAUCAAGGACGUGGCGGCCAAGAGGAAGAUUGAGCUCAACGGUUAUGUUCAAAACCUGUUGAGGAGUUCCACAGAGGUCACACAGUGUGAUCUUAUCUACACAUUCUUCCAUCCGAUCGCGAGAGACGACAAGACGGAAGGAUUGGAGACGACGGCCAGAGCACCAGAUAAGCCCCCGUUGAGUCCCAGCUCCGGCAGAGUGGAGGGGGAGGUGAAGCUGUCCGUGUCCUACAGAAACAGCACACUCUUUAUCAUGGUCAUGCACAUCCGGGACCUGGUAUCUGAGGAGGGGACAGACCCUAACCCCUAUGUGAAAACCUACCUGCUCCCAGACCCCCACAAAACCUCCAAGCGCAAAACAAAGAUAUCCAGGAAGACCAGGAAUCCCACUUUCAACGAAAUGCUGGUGUACAGUGGCUACAGCAAGGAGACCCUGGGGCUGCGGGAGCUACAACUGAGCGUGCUCAGUGCCGAGUCGCUGAGAGAGAACUGCUACCUAGGCGGCGUCACGCUCACACUCAAAGACUUCGACCUCAGCAAGGAGACGAUCAAGUGGUACAAGCUGACUGCCGUACCCUACUUCUAGAUGACUCCACCUGAGAAAAACGCUGCUUAUCAAGAAAACUCGAGAUACACCUAUUUAAGGGCAGCGGAACACCCCAGGGUGGUGCCUCAAAUCCUCCCCCUUCCUCCUCAAGCUCAAGACCCUGUCCAGAACCCACCCCUAGCCCCUUUAGGACCUGUCCAGAAACCACCCCUAGCCCCUUUAGGACCUGUCCAGAAACCACCCCUAGCCCCUUUAGGCCCUGUCCAGAAACCAGUCCUAGCCCCUUUAGGCCCUGUCCAUAAACCAGUCCUAGCCACUUUAGGCCCUGUCCAGAAACCAGUCCUAGCCCCUUUAGGCCCUGUCCAGAAACUACCCCUUACCCCUUUAGGCCCUUUCCAGAAACCACCCCUUACCCCUUUAGGCCCUGUCCAGAAACCACCCUUAGGACCUGUCCAGAAACCACCCCUAGCCCCUUUAGGCCCUGUCUAGAAACCAUCCCUAGCCCCUUUAGGCCCUGUCCAGAAACCAGUCCUAGCCCCUUUAGGCCCUGUCCAGAAACCACCCCUUACCCCUUUAGGCCCUGUCCAGAAACCACCCUUAGGCCCUGUCCAGAAACCAUCCCUAGCCCCUUAACCCUUUUGUUAGAUCUCAAAGAAUGAUAAGCAAUAUGGUUGUAGCACCGACCUUUCAGCUCUACACAAGUGCCUAGAUAGAUGGGGGCUAGGGGUUUAUUCUGGGUAGGGCCAUUCUCUCUCUCUCCCUCACUAAUCAAGGUUUUUUUCUCAUUGUUUGCUUCAAUCUCCACUUAUUUAGUUUGUCCUAAACUAUAACACAAGAGCUGUAAUGUUUUGUAAAUUUUGACAUUCGAGGACCAAAACAUCUUACCUUCAGAAGAGUAUAUAUAGAUUGACACUUUUUUAAAACAUUUUAUAGUGGCUCAUUUUUACAACAAAAAAAUAAUUAUACGUAAACAAAUAGGAAGAGUCUGGUUUCCUGCUAAACUAGCUGAGAACGUCUGGGAAUUUGCCCAUCACGAACCAGACUCCAGGAAAGAGUGUUCUUGUGUUUCCCAAUCACAUGCCAAAAUAACUGAUGAUGGCAAACCACUCUCCCAAAGGGGAACCGAUCAUGGUGCCUUGUUUGUGUUCACAAUCUCUUAUACACUCCACUUUAGCCUUAUUGCAAUGUACUUUAUUUAAAAAAAUGUGAUAUUCCAAUUGAAAAAAAUGUAUCUAUUCUGUCAAAUAAUGUCAACAGUUCUCAGUGUGAGCAGGGUUGUGGACAAGCAUCAGAAGGUGUUGGAAUGGUCACCUCCCACUUGUAUGCACACUACCAUAUAUUUAAUAUGGUAAAAACUUGACUUUUCACGGCACACUUUUGGGGAAGACAAGUUGCCUCAACGCUGAUCCAAUGCCAGUUUUUAUUUCACCUCUUAUUGGUUUUAAGGGUAGAAUUUAGAGUGGGGUGAUCGUAAACUUGUGCUCAAGUGGUAACUGGAGAAAAAAAGGGAAAGCCAUCCAGGUCAGGAGAUGCACUGCUUCCUCUGAGCUGCUUACAAACCUAAGGAUGAAAUAAUGAAUUCAUCCAGGAGGGGUUUUCAAGAGAAUGUCAACAAAGACUAUUAUGAUGAGCGACUUGAUCUCCUAUUUUAAUGACUGUAUGAGUUUCUAUUAACAUGGCCAGUUAUUUAUUCUUAAUUGGUUACCUUAACCCGAAUGAAUCGGUGUGUACUGUAAUCCCUCUUUCCUAAAGCAAAUUAAAUGUUUUUUGAACAAAGA